Colius striatus (speckled mousebird) is the source of this 1957-nucleotide messenger RNA. It is a transcript of the gene ABLIM3, whose product is annotated as actin binding LIM protein family member 3. The transcript has 20 exons. The coding region runs from base 185 to 1942 and encodes 585 amino acids. The record is from RefSeq and is a predicted model, not a curated record. Gene Ontology annotation, cellular component: stress fiber; actin cytoskeleton. Lineage: Eukaryota; Metazoa; Chordata; Aves; Coliiformes; Coliidae. Gene Ontology annotation, biological process: cilium assembly; cytoskeleton organization; lamellipodium assembly. Gene Ontology annotation, molecular function: actin filament binding.
GCGGGCUGGGCGGCGGAGCUGCCCUGGGAUGCGUUAGCCGGCGGAUCGCACAGAGACAUUUCUCCUAGGGAGGAGAGAAGCUCCCUCCUCCCGCUGACGUGAGGGGGGGACGGAAGAAAAAGGAUUUAAAGAGCAUCUUUGCCCCCCUUUUGUUGAAUGAGAAGGACAGAGGAGGACCCGCAAGAUGAGCACUAGCACAGUUCCCUAUCAGCAAAACCCCUACCCCUCUGGGAGCAGCUCCACCGUCAUCCAGUGCUACCGCUGCGGGGACACCUGCAAGGGCGAGGUGGUGCGUGUCCAGAGCAAUCACUUCCACAUCCGCUGCUUCACCUGCCAAGUGUGUGGCUGUGACCUGGCCCAGUCAGGCUUCUUCUUUAAGAACCAGGAGUACAUCUGUACCCACGACUACCAGCAGCUCUACGGCACCCGCUGCGACAGCUGUGGGGACUUCAUCACCGGAGAGGUCAUCUCCGCCCUGGGCAGGACCUACCACCCCAAGUGCUUCGUCUGCAGCACCUGCAGGAAGCCGUUCCCCAUCGGAGACAAGGUCACAUUCAGCGGGAAGGACUGUGUCUGCCAAAACUGCUCCCACUCCCUCAUCAGCACCAAGCCCAUCAAGAUCCACGGGCCCAGCCACUGUGCAGGCUGCAAGGAGGAGAUCAAGCAAGGCCAAUCCCUCCUGGCCCUGGAGAAGCAGUGGCACGUCAGCUGCUUCAAGUGCCAAACGUGCGGGAUCAUCCUCACGGGCGAGUACAUCAGCAAGGAUGGUGUCCCAUACUGUGAGUCUGACUACCAUGCCCAGUUUGGCAUCAAGUGCGAGACGUGCGACCGGUACAUCAGCGGCAGAGUGCUGGAGGCUGGAGGGAAGCACUACCACCCCACCUGCGCCAGAUGUGUCCGCUGCCACCAGAUGUUCACUGAAGGAGAGGAGAUGUACCUCACAGGCUCUGAAGUGUGGCACCCCAUCUGUAAGCAAGCAGCCAGAGCAGAGAAGAAGCUAAAGCACAGGAGGACGUCAGAAACGUCCAUCUCGCCCCCCGGCUCCAGCAUCGGCUCCCCGAACCGUGUCAUCUGCGACAUCUACGAGAGCUUUGACACGCGGCAGAGGCGAGCCUCCAGCCCUGGCUACAUCGACUCCCCCACCUACAGUCGCCAGGGCAUGUCCCCCACCAUCCCGAGGUCCCCCCACCAUUUCUACCGCUCAGCUGCUGGCGAGAGUAACAUCUACCGGAAGCCGCCCAUCUAUAAGCGACACGCCACGAAAAGCAAAACCAGCGAAGACAUCGCACAGUCAUCCAAGUAUAGCCCUGUCUACUCCCCAGACCCCUACUACCACUCUGAGUCAGAGUACUGGUCCUUCCAAGGCUCCCCCAAAGCCCCCCGGGCCCGGAGGUUCUCGUCGGGAGGUGAGGAGGACGGCUACGACCGGGGCAUGCACAAGAUCCAGAGUGGCAUCGGCAGGCUGAUCCUGAGGGAGGAGAUGAAGGCUCGAUCCAACUCCUACGCAGACCCCUGGACUCCCCCCCGCAGCUCGGCCAGCAGCAGAGAAGCCCUGCACACGGCUGGCUACGAGGGCUCCCUCAAAGGCUCUCCCCGGACGCAUUACCUGGCUGACAGCGAUCCCCUCAUCUCCAAGUCGGCCUCCCUUCCUGCCUACCGGAGGAACGGGCUGCACAGGCCUCCCAGUGCCGAACUCUUCCACUACGACAGCACGAAUGCCGUGAACUGGGGGAUGCGAGAGUACAAGAUAUACCCCUACGAGCUGCUCCUGGUGAAGACAAGAGGGAGGAACCAGCUGCCCAAAGAUGUGGACAGGACUCGGUUAGAGCGCCACCUCUCCCAGGAGGAGUUCUACCAGAUCUUCGGCAUGACCAUGGCCGAGUUCGACCGCCUGGCCCUGUGGAAGAGGAACGAGCUGAAGAAGCAGGCCCGGCUGUUUUAACCCCACUGCACUAUA